Messenger RNA from Zootermopsis nevadensis, 1593 nucleotides. RefSeq names its product protein CFDP2-like. Lineage: Eukaryota; Metazoa; Arthropoda; Insecta; Blattodea; Termopsidae. The record is from RefSeq and is a predicted model, not a curated record.
AUGGAUAAAAAUAAUGUGUACAUUGUGGGUGUCAGUGAAGUUCGAUGGAGGGAUCAAGGUGAUUUCGAGUCUGGAAACUAUCAUAUGUACUACUCGGGAGGUGAGAGUGCUGAAAGAAAUGUUGCAAUAGUGAUGCAGAAAUGGAUCAAGAAAAGUGUAAUCAAAGUGCAAGCGUGUAGUGACAGAUUGAUGUAUAUCAAGUUGAAUGCAGAACCAGUGGAUAUUCUAAUAAUUCAGGUGUACAUGCCAACAUCGGAUCAUGACGAUGAAGAAGUGGAAAUAAUAUAUGAGAAGAUAGAAGAAAUCAUCAGGACAGAAGGAAGAGAGAAAGUGCAAACCAUAAUAAUGGGAGACUGGAACAGUGUCGUGGGGAAAGGAGCAGAAAACAACAUUGUCGGCCCUCAUGGACUGGGAAUAAGGAAUAGGAGAGGGGACAUGAUGGUUGACUUCUGCCGAAGAAAUGGACUGGUUCAAGAAGCAUCACAGGAGAUUUUGGCAACAGCAAGAUUUCAACAUGCACCAGGCUUACCACCAGCAGAAAAUACCAGUGCAGCGAAAGAAACAUUGUCAACAGAAGAGGAGAGGAAAGGAAAGGAAAACAUGGCAAACAAACACCAAAGUGUCAUCUUGCUGUUGUGCGGAAUCAGAGAGUCCCUAGACCGCCAAACACAUUCAUGGUUUUCUCAAACGAAUGGAAACCAACAAAAAGAUCAGUAUGAGUUUUCUGAAGGUCGAGGGGCCGAGCUACCCUCAUAUAGUAGCGACCAGACAUCCCAGACCGGAAAGAACGAAGCAAUAGGUAUAGAAUGGGAGGAAGAAAGCGACUGUGAGCAGCUAGACGGGCAUCAGCCCACGUUAAAUGAGACAGGUCUAGAAGUCUUAGCUCCGAGUACAUCAAGUAAUGUAAGGAAAUCGUCGCAGGACCCAUUGCUGACAAUAUUACAGUUGCUACAGGCAAACAAACAAGAAAACGUUAAGUUAGCAGAACAACUGACACCCACUAUUCGGGAAGUUAAGCAAGAUUUUAGGAACGCCACGCAGAAAUUAUCUGAUAAAUUUGAAGGUAAAAUGCAGAAGGAUAGCAAAGAUCUAAACAACAGAAGUGGCAAAUUGGAGAAAACAGUGGCGAAUAAGACUAAGAAGUUAUCAGAGGAUAUUGUCACAGUGCAACACGAUUUAAACGGGAGCGUAGAGAAUGUUCCACAGGAGGUGAACCAGUUUAGACAAGAGGUUACUGAAGAAAGACAUUCAUUGAAGGAAAAUACAGGUGAAAAAAUGAACAGGCUUAACAGUAGGUUAGAAGGACUAGAGAGAGCCACUGAGAAUAAAGUAGCAAAUUUAAAUGUCCAGCAAAUGACUCCAGGUUACAACCCUCCAGCAUCCAACGAAGCGGUGGAUAAUUCAAGCUUAAGGCAUGAAAACCAAAGAAGUAUCGAGGAACUGCAUGUAGCAUGUGAAUCGAGUGUGCCUUGUGUGAAUGCAUCCUAUGUACGUGAGUCAGCCUGCUCGAACAUAAAUUUUGGCACAUCACCUGCCAUUUCGGAUCAUGCCAGUACUGUUGGGUACCUGGCAGAUCUUCAUCCUUGCUUUUGG